UCUCUCUUAUAUCUCUUGUAGCAUACCCACUCUAUAUAAACAUGCGGCUAUAAUUUGCACGAUUCACAGUGGGAAAAUGGUAUUAACCUUUAGCUUGAUUAGUUCUGUAUUAGUAAUAGUUGUAGGAUCAGUAGAAUAUAAUUCUAUAAAUAAAGGCUACACAUUCAAUUCAACAUGCCAAAAUUCAUUUGAAUGCAGGGGAAAGCUAAUUUGCUUAGAGUUGACCUGCCGAUGCAGUGUAGAACUUAUCUGGAAUGGAACCAAUUGUAUCAUGAGACAAAUGGCCGGUAUGCAGUGUACUUCUCAGAUUGAAUGCCAAUAUGACCUACAUUGUGUGGAAGGAACGUGUUCGUGUCAUGAAACACAUUACAUAAAGGACAAAAAAUGCAUUUUAAGAAAACAGGCAAACGAGCUGUGUAAUACUUCAGAAGAAUGUCAGUCUUCAUUAUUAUGCCAUCGUCAAAUAUGUCAGUGUAUAUCUUCGGAUUAUUGGAAUGGCACAACAUGUAAACUGAGUAAGAUCCAGCUCUGAAUUAAUCUAAGAAUUGUUGUAACAUUCUAUCCAUAUUUAUUUCUUAAGGUUUUAACAGUGAGUCUUGAGAAUAUUUUACUCAAGGGCUAAAUAAUUUC
Molecule: messenger RNA, 630 nt
Organism: Mytilus trossulus (common blue mussel)
Lineage: Eukaryota; Metazoa; Mollusca; Bivalvia; Mytilida; Mytilidae
Exons: 4
Coding region: 77-532 (151 amino acids)
Source: RefSeq, a predicted model, not a curated record